Messenger RNA from Amphibalanus amphitrite, 3120 nucleotides. RefSeq names its product serine/threonine-protein kinase Sgk1-like. Lineage: Eukaryota; Metazoa; Arthropoda; Thecostraca; Balanomorpha; Balanidae. The record is from RefSeq and is a predicted model, not a curated record. Gene Ontology annotation, molecular function: protein kinase activity; ATP binding. The coding region runs from base 208 to 2130 and encodes 640 amino acids. Gene Ontology annotation, biological process: protein phosphorylation. The transcript has 9 exons.
CGCCGGCGGUCGUCCGCGGGCCGGCCGGCAUCCCGAGCCCCGCGCCGUCAGGUGGUUCUCCGUCGGCCGAACAGCUGAUCGGUUAGUAGGCGUCGAGGCGGGGAACAGGACGGUCGUGCCGUGGCGGUGUGCGGGCCAGGACAGACGGACUGUCUGCGCGCUGACAGUGCUCACCCGGAGAGGACAGUGACUAGUGUCCGCCGAGCCAUGUCGCGCAUCCAGUGCCCCAUCUCUCGGCCAGCCGGCCAGGACUCGCUGACUACAUCUGUGCGCCGUGCCGUGGGUCGCCGACACACUCCCCGCGGCAAGCCAGCGCUGCGAGAGAAGCCCACUGACAAGGAGAGCGGCUUCGAGUCAUGUCCGAGCAGUCCCCGCUCGGAUGCGUCCGUCGAGUCCGGACAGACCUGCCAGUGUGGAGCCCAGACCGAACUGCGUCAUCAGGCCGGUGACUGCACAUCUCUCGACUGCUUCAGCUUUAUCAAGAAGCUCGGCUCCGGAGGCUACGGCAGCGUGGUGCUGGUGGAAAAGCGGCGGGGCCGUGACCAGGGUGCCCGCUACGCGCUCAAGAUCAGCAGUCUGAGUCGCGCCGCGCUGGUCGAGCGCGACAUCCUGCCCCGACUGCGCGGUCUGCCGUACACCACCGACCUGGCCUAUGCCUUCUUCACGGCCUCUCCGCCUCGCGCCUUCCUCGCCCUCCCGUAUGCCAUCGGACGGGACCUCUUCUCACUGGCCGGGCCCGGCAAACGGCCCGGCUACCUGCGCAAAAUGUUUGUGCUGGCCUACCCCCAGUACGUGGAGCGGGUGCGACUCAUCCUGGCCGAGCUCACCGUGGCGCUCCACUGUCUGCACGAGAACCGGAUCCUGUACAGAGAUCUGAAGCUGGAGAACAUCCUCGUGUCCGGUGACGGCCAUAUCCGGCUAGCCGAUUUCGGCCUGUCGCGUCACUUCGAGAUCGGAGAGUCGGCUCACAUCACCGGCAAGACGGGCACGCCCGACUACAUGGCCCCGGAGGUGAUCCGCUCAAACGGAGCGCAUGGACCGGCGACCCAGUACAGCUAUGAGGCCGACAUGUGGGGUCUGGGCGUGAUCGCCUACGAACUGAUCGUGGGCCAGCUGCCCUUCCGCGGACGUCAGCUCAUCGAUCUGGAACACUCAAUCCUGCACGAUCCGGUGGAGCUGCCCCACUCGUACGUUGAGGAGAAGCUGGGCGUGCUGCUGUGGCACGAGCGACCGCUGGUGCUCUCGGCGCUGAACAUGGUGCAGACGCUGCUGCAGCGCCGGCCGGCCGACCGACCCACGGCUGCCGAGCUGCCCAACCACGCCUUCUUCGCGCCGCUCGACUGGCCGGCUAUCGCCUCUGGCCGGCACGACGAUCCGCCGUUCGACAUCCGGCGCGUGGUGCGCGAGCUCCCGGCAGACGACUCGGCGCGCCGCCUGCCGUCCGCCUUCUCCGGAGUGCCCUCGCAGAAAAAGGAGAGGAGAGACAAGGGCGCCGGCACUGGCUACGACAACCCGGCCAAAUACAAGAACUACCCGUACUGCAGCAGCGAGCUGGGCUGGUACGACUCGGACCUGGAGCUGGCCGUGCCGGCUGACACCCGGCACCUGGUCCCCGAGGGUGCCGUCGUGGAAGACGAUGACGCCCAGUGGGAGACGGAGCCGGGCACGCCGCUGGACGAGGUGGCCAGUCUGCUGACGCUGCCGGCCAGCCCCGUCAGUCCGGACAGCGCCUGCGGCGCCGGCCAGUCCCGAGAGGAGGAGACUGAGGACGACGAGGAGGGCAUGGAAGAGGAGGUGGAAGAGGAGUGGGUGUCCUCGGCCCUCCUGCCGCCCCACCCUCGCUCCCCCAGCCCCAUCCGAGAGGACUCCGACUCUGACAUCGAGGUGAUCGAGGUGAUCGCCGCGCCUCGUGGCCAGAAACGACACCUCUCGUGUCAGCGUCGACUCGACUUUGACGCUGCUGACGCCGACUGGCCGACUGACGCGCUGCCGCCCAAGAAGCAGCGCAGGUUCCUGCAGGCGGCCGUGGAGCGGCGCGUGGUGGUGCAGACCGCACUGCCGCCGCUGCCGCCGCUGCCCCCUUUCAGCUCGCUGCAGUCGCCGCGGCCCCGGCCGGCCGGUCUCCACUGACGAGCGACCGCAGCGCCCCUGGUGGCCAGAUCCAGUACAAACAGUGCCGUCAGCCGCCGCUACAGUCGGCUGGCGCUGGCGGGCUACGGGUGAGGGUCGCGGCGGCGCCGCGGGCGAACCAACCUUCUGUUCUGUUGUGAAUGUUGACAAGUUUUAUGAGAUCUUUACGAAGUGUUCACGUUCCUGUGCUGCCACAGCAACUGUUUGGUAGUUACCGAUAUAUGGCGCGCACCCUGGGGGAUCAUUGCCGAGCCGUGCUAGCCGCGGCCCUCGCCAGUACGCCCCGUGGACUGGCCGAGGAAUCAGACCUCUAGGUAAAUUACAAUACCGCGAGCUUUCGUAUGACAUGUAUUUUUAACGCGGGUGCGCGCAAAGCCACAAAUCGCGAGCGAAUUAUGUGAGACUGUGCCUCAAAGUCUAUUCAGUCAGUCGUCAGCGAGUCAGUGAGUCAGUCAGUGAGUCAGUGAGUCAGUCAGUCAGAAGGUCGGGUAUUCGGCCCAGUGGUCAGAGUCCGGUGUUGUCCUGUAACCGACUCCGACCAGACCGGCAGCGCCGGCGCAGCCAGAGGACAGCUAUAUUUAUUACCAAUGCUCUAGCCGUUUUGUCGAUUCCGUGUGUUGGUCCAUGUUCGUGUUUUGCAGAGAGAUAUGCUAUUUAUGGGUAUGGUCCCGGGCGUGUGCAAACGGCGCGCGGUUCGGUGUAUGCGUGCGUGCGUGCGUGUGGGCGUGCGUUCGGCUCGGCCGGGCCACACCGGGUCGCCGGCGGGGUCCGGGCAGGGCUCCGUGGGCCCGGCGAAGAGUGGGACGCGGGCCUGGCUAACGGGCCCCGCGGCCACCCGGCGGGUCCCGCAGACAGUCGGCUCAUGAUUUGUGCAAUUUUCCGGUGAGGCGCCGUGGCUGGUGGCUGUGACUACAGCCCAGCGGGGACCCGGCCCGAUGACCUAGCUAGAUUGUACAUAUUUUUAAAGAAUAUAUAUUAUACCACAAAGUA